Molecule: messenger RNA, 799 nt
Organism: Chionomys nivalis (European snow vole)
Lineage: Eukaryota; Metazoa; Chordata; Mammalia; Rodentia; Cricetidae
Gene: Tmem40
Product: transmembrane protein 40
Exons: 12
Coding region: 92-799 (235 amino acids)
Source: RefSeq, a predicted model, not a curated record
GUUCACCACGAGCUGACGGACAAUCUGUAUCUUCUGUCAGCCUAGCAGCAAAGGCGGGAGCAAGCAGGCAGUUGGCAAGACGCGUGGACUGAUGUCUCACCAGAAGAAAGGGAAAGUGAUGGAGGCUUCAGGCUCUUCUUCCCAGUCUCAAGACAGCAGUGGAAUCCACAGGGAAACAGAAAAUCUGGACUACCAAGAGACAGAGUUCCACAAGCAGGAUGAAAAGGCCCACGAACGAUCUGAGAGAGACAAGUCUUCCUCUUCCUCAUCAUCAUCCUCCUCUUCCUCCUCCUCAUCUUCCUCUUCCUCCUCCUCCUCCUCAGACAGCAGCGAUGAGGACCAGCACUCCAGAGGUCCCAGGGAACAUCGAAGGAAGGCCCACAGGGACGGCUCUCCUGGUGCUGACCAUGGGGACCUGGAGGUGCUGAAGGAUGAGCUCCAGCUCUAUGGAGGUGCUGCUGGGGAAAUGGUGCUUGCUGGGGAGUCAGGACUCCGAAGGAGAGGUUCCGGCUCAACGGGGGGAGAAGUGGAGGCCUCUCAGUUAACAAGGCUGAACAUAAAGAAGGAUGAUGAGUUUUUCCAUUUCGUCCUCCUCUGCUUUGCCAUUGGAGCCUUGCUGGUGUGCUAUCACUACUACGCAGACUGGUUCAUGUCCCUCGGGGUCGGUCUGCUCACCUUCGCCUCCCUGGAGACCAUCGGCAUCUACUUCGGGCUGGUGUACCGGAUCCACAGGGUGCUUCAGGGCUUCAUUCCCCUCCUGCAGAAGUUCAGACUGCCAGGGUUCAGGAGAACUGAUUGA